Talaromyces amestolkiae is the source of this 1842-nucleotide messenger RNA. RefSeq lists its product as uncharacterized. Gene Ontology annotation, cellular component: chromatin. Gene Ontology annotation, molecular function: RNA polymerase II cis-regulatory region sequence-specific DNA binding; DNA-binding transcription factor activity, RNA polymerase II-specific. The transcript has 7 exons. The coding region runs from base 1 to 1842 and encodes 613 amino acids. Gene Ontology annotation, biological process: regulation of transcription by RNA polymerase II. The record is from RefSeq and is a predicted model, not a curated record. Lineage: Eukaryota; Fungi; Ascomycota; Eurotiomycetes; Eurotiales; Trichocomaceae.
AUGAUUUCCAGUUCGACAAUUGAUGUCCCCCAUUUGGGUGGUAUCAAAGCCGGCUAUUUCUUGUCAGGCAACGGAUAUGAUUCUUCAAAUCCAACAGUGGUUAUGAUAAAUUCAAUGUGCACUACAGUUGCGCUUUAUCAACAGCAAUUUGAAGAUAAGAAUUUAACCGAUGCGGUAAACCUCUUAGCCAUUGAGCCUCUUGGCCAUGGCUCGACGAGCUCACCAAACGAGCAUUUUACGUAUUGGGACUCGGCGAUAAUGGCUUUGCAAGUGAUGGAAAAGCUUGGUAUUAAGAGAGCCUUUGCGCUCGGUACUAGCCAAGGCGGCUGGGUUGUUGUUCGUAUGGCGUUGUUGAUGCCCGAGAAGAUCUUGGGUCUUCUACCCCUAGGUACAUCCAUGGAUUAUGAAUCGGCGAAAUCACGCGAACAAGGAGCCUGGGAGCCCAAUGCCAUUAUCGGACCCUUCGUAGAGAAAUGGACGAGCAAGACAGAAACUCCGGAAUUCAUCAUUGAUGAUGUUUGGUGCGGCAUGGUGGCUAGUCUGGGUUUUAGCGGUACUGUCUCUGCAGAAACCCUAGCUUUCUGGAAGGAAACAUUGAAAUCCACUUAUAUUGGAGAAGAGGGCCGCAAAAAGGGUACCGAGGACGCCCCUUUCGGCACAACUCUCCCCGCCGAGCAGAUCAAACUUUUUACCUCGUCCAAGGAAGCUAGAUUGACGAUGGUGCAAGGUGGUGGUCAUUACCUGAAUGCAACUAGUCCACGGGAGGUCAAUGAAGCGAUUCUAGAUAUUGUUAAGAAAUAUAAGAAAGCCUCCCCUGUCCUUCUCGCUACGGUGGUCGUUAUUGGUGCCUGUGUCUCACCUCACCCCCAGGACAAUGAGUCUGCCAAAAUAUGGUUCGACAUAGUGGAGGAGACCGCCUUCACAAAUGCAUUGUGGAAUCAGCAAAAUUUGGAUUUAUCCAAGAAACUCGAAUGUCUCCAGGCAAUAUACUUCGUCUGCCUCAUACAAACCUGGGAGGGAUCGGAAGAUGCCAAAAUACGGAUACGCCAGUCCCGCUUCGCAUCGGUGCUCAUGUUCGCCAGAAGCUUCGGAAUCAGCAGCGCAACCCAUGAGGAUCAUCGCUUUGUCGAAAUCUCGGAAGUAUGGUGGCGUCAAUUCAUCCUUAAAGAGCAAAUCAUACGGACGUUGACGUAUGUAUUCCUUCUCGACGUCGCAUUUGCGAUCUUUUAUAACUCUCCGCCGCGAAUGAUUAUUUCUGAGCUACAGAUGGAUUUAACCUGCUCUGAAGAGUGUUUCCAAACAUGUUCUGCAGAUGCAUGUCUAAAUCUGUUUGGGAAAUGGACAUCCGCUAUGCUUUGGGAGGGUAGCAGAAUGUCUCUUCGAACCGCCAUUCGCAAGAUUUGCCGCCAGGAGAUGUCGCUAGAAUUACAGACCACUUUUUCCGAGAUGAGUACAUUAGAUAUGUUCAGCAUUAUAUCAGCAUUGCAUGUCCUUGUUUUCCACAUGCAAAGCGACACUAUCAAUCCAACUUCCCACACGCUUGAGAGCGGUCUCGCAAACUGGAAGAGCCUAUGGGAAGUGCAAGAACUCCUGCGAAGGGAUGAAGGUAGUAACAUUUCUAUGGACUUAUGGAAGGGUGUAGGGUUUAUGCGCCACGCUGAGGAGUAUUGGCUUCUUGCAAACAUUUUGCUUGAGAGAUUCCGUGGCUCUCAGGAUGAUGAGUCAAAUGCAGAUUCUGCGGGCCUUGGACGGGGGGAUUUAGACUGCGCUUAUGAUGCCGGAAUGCACCAUUUGAAUAUCGUUAUCAUGGAGUAUCGACGUGCCACAUCGGAGGUAAUCUAA